AUGACUCCCAAAGGCUCCCCAAGAGACCUAGUAUCCGAAAAAGGGCCAUACCUCCACGAGAUCCCAAUUGACGAGGACCACGACGGAAAGACCACUCAUUCCUCGGGAGCCUCUGUCCUCAGCUUUAAUAUGGAUCGAAAUCGAAAAGACAAAAGAGGCUUGACCUUCCGUGAAGCUCCUGUUCCUAGGCCCCCAACUCUCAGCAGAACAAAAACAAUUCAAAUACCACAGUCGAGACCAAAACCGAACCACGCAUAUUUAUAUCAUCUUUUUGACCCUGUCAUUGAGGGCUUGUUAUGGGACUACAUGCGUGAAGUUUUGAUCGUAGUCAUGAUGCUCGUAGUUCUCAUGUGGGCAGCACUGCCUCUAUAUUGGGGCUCAUUGGCACCUGGCCUCUCCCACGCCCCUAACUUCAAAGCCUGGGUCGUUGACUUUGAUGGGGGUCCGUUGGGGGCUUUGGUCACAGAAAGCGUGAUUAAUUCAACCAAGGUCGGAAAUAGGCAUCUUGACUGGGAGGUGAAGCCAGCUAGUCAGUUCAGUUCAAUGCAAAAUCUCGCUCAGCAGGUUCUAGAAGAAAAGGCUUGGGCUGCAAUCACUAUCAAUCCGGGUGCAUCUUCUACACUUUAUAUCGCUCGAGCAUAUGGCGACUACACUUAUGAUCAAACAACGGCAGUUACCUAUAUAUUGAGCAGGCCAGAAACGAGAAUGCGUACCACGCUGGCAUCCCAGACGCUGCGAGAGUUUAACGCGAGGGAUAUUGCAGCAUACAUUCGUGCCAUAAGGGCUCAUCCUGAUGCAGUCGAAACCUCUCUUGAAUCCCCCUCGGCACUAGCUGGCGCGUGGUGGAAGACCAUUAAUUUGAGGCCAUGGAAUGCGGCCGUAGCAUCGCCCAUGACAAUAAUAGGGCAAAUCUAUUUGACACUUUUCGCGUUCAUGCUUACUGUAAUGUCCCAUCGGGCGCGUCAACGACUCGAAGCCCAAUUGACCUACAAGUCCUUGGUAAUGCUUCGCAUUGGGCUUCCAUUACUGGCGUAUAUCCCAAUCAGCACAUCGUAUGCUAUGCUCGGACUUUUCUUCCGUGCACCUUUUGAUGCCAAGUUUCACUCGGGGGCCGGAUUCUUUGUUUAUGUAGCAUAUGCUUAUAUGGAUAUAUGCGCACUUGGUCUGGCAUGCGAAGCUGCCAUGUCCAUCUUGCGGCCGGACCACAUGACCUUAUUUCUAGUUUCUUGGCUCGUCGUUAACAUCAGCACACCCAUCGAGCCACCUGAGAUGCAAGCACGAUGGUAUAGAUACGCCUAUGGAAUGCCGUUCUACAACCAUGCUUCGGCGGUCCGGACAAUUUUAUUCGAUACAAAAAACCUACUGGGUCGAAAUGCUGGUGUUUUGUUUGGUUGGAUCGGACUUUCUGUGGUCACCAUAUCUUUGCUGGUAUGGAUCAAACGAAAGCUUACAGCAAAGGCAGACCAACUUCGAGGACUGGCUUACGAUGUUGACAGACCACAAGAAGUGAUUUGGUCUGCUGAGUAUGUUUGA
Molecule: messenger RNA, 1533 nt
Organism: Rhizoctonia solani
Lineage: Eukaryota; Fungi; Basidiomycota; Agaricomycetes; Cantharellales; Ceratobasidiaceae
Product: ABC-2 type transporter
Exons: 11
Coding region: 1-1533 (510 amino acids)
Cellular component (GO): membrane
Source: RefSeq, a predicted model, not a curated record